This is a messenger RNA of Suillus clintonianus, 912 nucleotides long. RefSeq lists its product as uncharacterized. Lineage: Eukaryota; Fungi; Basidiomycota; Agaricomycetes; Boletales; Suillaceae. The coding region runs from base 1 to 912 and encodes 303 amino acids. The record is from RefSeq and is a predicted model, not a curated record. The transcript is spliced from 4 exons.
AUGGCAAAACAUCAUUUGCACUCUAACAGUACCAACACGAGCAUCCCCAAGCCAAUUUCAUCCGCUUCUACGAUCUGCCCAUCCGUCCACACCAAUACACUCCAAACACCCAUCAUACAUGGGGCUGGGCCGAUCACCACAGUGAUGUCAAUGCCGACUUCUAAGAUCACGGCCAUCACUCUGAGCUACACCGAUCUCGAGAAGAUCGAGCUCCUCGAUCGUGGCCAGAACAACUGGGGCAUGUGGUCCGCCAAAAUACGCAAUUAUCUACUCCUUAAGCACGGAGGAGGUUACUUACUCGGUGUCAUACCAUGUCCCAACAACAUCCUAGAUCCUGCGGGUGCUAGUACUUGGGACCUUAACAACCUUUUGUCGCAUCAUGGCAAACAACAUACACAAUGGAUCACUGUCAGCAGUUCAAAGAUUGUUAACAAACAUGUGUGGUAUUAUCACAGGAAUUUGAACAUCGUUGUCGCAAUGGGAGGCUGGUGGUUGAUGGAAAAGUUUAUAUUGGACGACCUGCAAUACACGCCCACAUCAAUAAUUGUUCAUCUGGUCAUGAAAGACAGAAGCAGAAGAUUCAAAACUUACACAUCGAAUGGUCAGAUAAUCACUCUGAUGGAGACUAAAAGAGGAUGGGAUGCAUUACAACCAAUCACGGAGGCACUGACCACCAUUGACAUGACAAUGAUGACCCCAGGAGGAAUUGCAACAUUCUAUCCUGAAAUGACAUUAGAAUGGAAUGGAUAUUCGACCCACAAAGGGAACAAACUGUUACAAGGACAAUGCUUUGCAUCAGUAAAGUCCAAUUUUCUCACAGAGGUGACAAACUUUGGGUUUUUCAACAGCGAGUCACAGGGCCCCACAGUUCGCACAGGUUCACAGUACACAGUGAUACAGCGACUCCAGUGA